GAUGAGCUACACGUUGGACUCGCUGGGCAACCCGUCCGCCUACCGGCGGGUAACCGAAACCCGCUCAAGCUUCAGCCGCUUGAGCGGCACCCCAUCCAGCGGCUUCCGCUCACAGUCAUGGUCCCGCGGCUCGCCCAGCACGGUGUCCUCCUCCUACAAGCGCACCGCGCUUGCCCCGCGCCUCGCCUACAGCUCGGCCAUGCUCAGCUCUGCCGAGAGCAGCCUUGACUUCAGCCAGUCCUCGUCCCUGCUCAACGGCGGCUCUGGGCCCGGCGGAGACUUGAAGCUGUCCCGCUCCAACGAGAAGGAGCAGUUGCAGGGGCUGAAUGACCGCUUCGCGGGCUACAUUGAGAAGGUGCACUACCUGGAACAGCAGAACAAGGAGAUCGAGGCAGAGAUCCAGGCGCUGCGGCAGAAGCAGGCCUCACAGGCCCAGCUGGGCGACGCCUAUGACCAGGAGAUCCGCGAGCUACGGGCCACACUCGAGAUGGUGAACCAUGAGAAGGCGCAGGUACAGCUGGACUCGGACCACCUGGAGGAAGACAUCCACCGGCUUAAAGAACGCUUCGAGGAGGAGGCGCGGCUGCGCGACGACACCGAGGCGGCCAUCCGCACGCUGCGCAAAGACAUCGAGGAGACGUCUCUGGUCAAGGUGGAGCUGGACAAGAAGGUGCAGUCGCUGCAGGAUGAGGUAGCCUUCCUGAGGAGCAAUCACGAGGAAGAGGUGGCCGACCUGCUGGCCCAGAUCCAGGCUUCGCACAUCACCGUGGAGCGCAAAGACUACCUGAAGACAGACAUCUCGACCGCGCUAAAGGAGAUCCGCUCCCAGCUUGAGAGCCACUCGGAUCAGAACAUGCACCAGGCAGAAGAAUGGUUUAAGUCCCGCUACGCCAAGCUCACCGAGGCUGCCGAGCAGAACAAGGAGGCCAUUCGCUCCGCCAAGGAGGAGAUCGCUGAAUACCGUCGUCAGCUACAGUCCAAGAGCAUCGAGCUCGAAUCUGUGCGUGGCACCAAGGAGUCACUGGAGAGGCAGCUCAGCGACAUCGAAGAGCGCCACAGCCACGACCUCAGCAGCUACCAGGACACCAUCCAGCAGUUGGAAAAUGAGCUUCGGGGAACGAAGUGGGAAAUGGCUCGUCAUUUGCGAGAAUACCAGGAUCUCCUCAAUGUCAAGAUGGCUCUGGAUAUCGAGAUCGCUGCGUACAGAAAACUCCUGGAAGGUGAAGAGACCAGAUUUAGCACAUUUCCUGGAAGCAUCAUGGGGCCUCUGUAUACACACCGGCAGCCCUCAGUCACAAUAGCUAGUAAGAUUCAGAAAACCAAGGUAGAGGCUCCCAAGCUAAAGGUCCAACACAAAUUUGUUGAGGAGAUCAUAGAGGAAACCAAAGUGGAGGAUGAGAAGUCAGAAAUGGAAGAAGCCCUGACAGCCAUUACAGAGGAAUUGGCAGUUUCCAUGAAAGAGAAGCGAGAAGAAAAGGAAGAGAAAAAAGAAGCUGAAGAAGAAGUUGUAGCUCCCAAAGAGUCUCCCGUGAAAGCUGCUGCACCCGAAAUUAAAGAAGAAGAAGGUAAAAAGGAGGAAGAGGAAGAAGAGGAAGAAGAAGAAGAGGGUGCUAAAUCAGACCAAGCUGAAGAAGGAGGAUCUGAAAAGGAAGUGUCUAGUGAAAAAGAGGAAGAAGGAGAAACAGAGGCUGAAGGUGAAGGAGAGGAGGCUGAAGUUAAGGAAGAAAAGAAAGCUGAGAAAAAGGGUGAAGAAGUGGCUGCCAAAGAGGAGCUGGUGCCAGAAGCCAAGGUGGAAAAGCCAGAGAAAGCCAAGUCCCCUGUGCCAAAGUCACCUGUGGAGGAAGUGAAAGCAAAAUCACCUGUGGAGGAGGCAAAAGCAAAAUCGCCUGUGGAGGAGGCGAAAGCAAAAUCGCCUGUGGAGGAGGUGAAGCCAAAAUCGCCUGUGGAGGAGGCGAAGCCAAAAUCGCCUGUGGAGGAGGCGAAGCCAAAAUCGCCUGUGGAGGAGGCGAAACCAAAAUCGCCUGUGGAGGAGGCGAAGCCAAAAUCGCCUGUGGAGGAGGCGAAGCCAAAAUCGCCUGUGGAGGAGGCGAAACCAAAAUCGCCUGUGGAGGAGGUGAAGCCAAAAUCGCCUGUGGAGGAGGUGAAAGCAAAAUCGCCUGUGGAGGAGGUGAAAGCAAAAUCGCCUGUGGAGGAGGCGAAGCCAAAAGAGGAAGAAGUGAAAGCUGAGGAGGAAAAGAAAGAAGCAAAGGAAUCUCCCAAGGAAGAGAAGGUAGAGAAAAAGGAGGAGAAACCGAAAGAAGUGCCAGAGAAGAAGAAAGCGGAGUCCCCAGUAAAGGAGGCGGCUGUGGAGGAGGUAGUUGCCACCGCCAAGCCGGUAAAGGUGAGCUUAGAGAAAGAUGCCAAAGAGGAGGAGAAGCCAAAGGAGAAGGGAAAAGCAGAAGAGGAAGGCGGGAGCGAGGAGGAAGGAAGGGACCAAGUUUCAAAGGAUUCCACCAAGGAAGAUAUAGCUAUAAACGGUGAGGUGGAAGGCAAAGAAGAGAAAGUGCAGGAAAGGAAGGAAAAGGGCAGUGGGGCAGAAGAGGAGAAAGGGGUGGUCACAAAUGGGUUAGACCUGAGCCCAGCUGAUGAAAAGAAGGGGGGCGAUAAAAGCGAGGAGAAAGUGGUAGUGACCAAAAAGGUGGAAACAAUCACCAGUGAGGGAGGAGAUGGUGCUACCAAAUACAUCACCAAAUCUGUAACCGUCACUCAAAAGGUCGAAGAGCAUGAAGAGACCUUUGAGGAGAAACUAGUGUCUACUAAAAAGGUAGAGAAGGUCACUUCACACGCCAUAGUAAAGGAGGUCACCCAGAGUGACUAAGAUCUGAGAUCAUUGCAAAAGGUUAAGCCAUAUGACAAUUUCUAAAUGCAUGUGAUUGACAGCUUCAAAACAGAACGGGUUCUCCCAUGUGGGCUCCAGACAUUGUAUUUUACUUUGUGCAAUAUGAGGGAACUGCAUGCAAGCUCAGGGUGCUCCCUCCUCAGUCUUUGGGGGAUUCAAAUGCAUGACACUGUAUGUACCUGGGGAAUUUGCCAAUUUCCUAAGCUGUUGGAAGGAGGGCACUCAGCGGGGGGAUGUCUUGAGAUGUAUUAUGCAAAGAACCAACUGAGCCAAAAAUAAUAAGUGAAACAGAACUCUCUUAGCCUUAAGAAAGCUAUAUAUGAAUAAUUAUGUUUACCUCACUGGUGCAUUUCAAAUGGACUUUCGUUCAUGGGAGAACCUCGUUGACAUGCAUAGUCUGCAACCUUUCGUUGAUUGAUGUUAAUUGUCACAGCAGUACAUGCUCAAUAAAGGUCAUAUUGGAAACAUAAUCAGUGGCUUGGUGUUACGUCAUUUCAAGGUAAAAUCUCUGCUUCUUGAAUCUUUCCCUAGAGUCAAUUAUUCGGUGGGGAUUCUAAGUACCUGCACUUUUACCACUAUUUCAGUGAGAGUGAUUAUUUGAAAAAAAAAAAAGAUAAUUGCUGAAAACAUUUUCAGGUCUCAAAAUCUUUAUUUUGUCCAAACUUCACGCCAAAACUUAAAAAUCAUAUCUUUGAAAAAGAAAAUCAGAUAACAAAAUAACAUGGGUGGAAGGGAGGUCUUCAAUUUCCUGAUGCUUGAGUCCCAAAGUAGAACUCAGAGAACUUCAAGACAAAGAGGGGCAGUAAGGAGUCCUAACUUGCUCCUUGGAGUUGGGACACAGAUAAAGGCACUCGUGGCAGUUAUUACAAUGGGUCCAGUUGAAGCUGUGCUAAAAUCACUUAGACAUCUAACAAGAAACAUCGAGUCUCAGGUGCGUGGUUCUG
This is a messenger RNA of Loxodonta africana (African savanna elephant), 3822 nucleotides long. RefSeq names its product neurofilament medium chain (gene NEFM). The coding region runs from base 2 to 2857 and encodes 951 amino acids. The transcript is spliced from 3 exons. Gene Ontology annotation, biological process: neurofilament bundle assembly. Gene Ontology annotation, molecular function: structural constituent of cytoskeleton. Gene Ontology annotation, cellular component: postsynaptic intermediate filament cytoskeleton; cytoplasm; intermediate filament. Lineage: Eukaryota; Metazoa; Chordata; Mammalia; Proboscidea; Elephantidae. The record is from RefSeq and is a predicted model, not a curated record.